Orbicella faveolata is the source of this 1311-nucleotide messenger RNA. RefSeq lists its product as uncharacterized. NCBI's taxonomy places the organism in Eukaryota, Metazoa, Cnidaria, Anthozoa, Scleractinia, Merulinidae. The record is from RefSeq and is a predicted model, not a curated record.
CUCUUCGCAUUGUGAAUUUGGGCCGCUUCCAGGCGCAAGCACGAUACGCAACAUAAUCAUUACUGCGAGCGACACAGGGCUAAGUGCGGAAGUAGUUCAGAAACUCUGACGCUCGUAGUGUGCGAGAAAAGGGACUGACAAUAAUAGUAGAAUGCUACCUGCAGGUUUUCAACGAAGGCGACGUUACAUCAGCCAGCGGUCCAAUGGACGCAGAUUGCACCCUUACAACACUAGACUGAGGGACCGCCAAGUUGAGCCUUGGAACGAAACACAAGAAAGUGAACGAGCUGAACGGGAGGAAGAUGUUCCUGUUUUCUUUCCGAUUAACCUGAUCAAGGUGCACGGAUGUCUGAGCGGAGAAGUUCGCGAAUUCGAGGAAGUACUGGAAAAGCUCGAGUAUUGCCAAGAUAACGGGUGGUUUAAGGAACACGAUCGCCUUGUCACGGGGGCAAUUCACCAUUGUGAGGAAAGAGAGUAUUUUAGCAUGCCUUGGGUCUUGAAAAUAGAAAAAUCAGCAACCUACUCUUACCAAGAUAACUGGAAACAAGCUAAGAAACUGCUUAAGUCGGUUAUAAAUUCUGACAUGGUCGAAGAUUCGGAUGUCAUAUAAGGAAAAGCCUACUACUUACUUGUGGCUCACAUGAGAAGGAAACAAAAAUACCGGCUGUACACAGAACUUUGCCCGGCUGCUUCAUCAGUAAUUGACAUAGUACUGUUGCUUCCCCAUGCUACUUCCCUGAGGUUAAUAGUCCUCGAAGAAAUUAAGACUGUUUCAAGUCACAGAAAACACGAUUUCGUCGCUUACAUUACACGUUAUCUCCUUGUGUGACCCUGUAUCUUCAAUUUGCGAAGCAAAUUUGCCCAGAGGAUGCAUUGGGAAGCAUAUUAUGUUACAUAUGAACGCCCAUUUGAAACGUGUUAAAAUUACGGGACAAACAACUCGAUAUUUUUCUGCUCGUGUCAUGUAAACUUUGAGUCGCGAUUUUAAAUUGAUUUUAUCUCAUAUCUAGUGUAUUUUUAUUCGUUAUAUUAUCUUAUAAUUAUGCCAUAGUUUUAACAUCCGUAUUGUACAUAAUUUUUUAGAGGGCCACUGGUUUGUAAGUAUUUAUAUACUCUUUUAGUGUUACCCUCUUUAAAUAAAGUCUUUACUUACUUACUUAAUUGAAAGGGUAUUUAAUUUUUAUGCGCGUUAAAAAGUGCUGUGAAGUGAGGAAUAAAAUGUUUUUCGCAGAUAAUUUUGCUUAGGUAAGUGACUUGUUCAACUAUGUAUAUUAGGAUCUUCAAUAAAAGAGGCUGUUUUGAUUAAUACUA